CCGCUUCGAGUGCGCAAGCCCCUAACUCUGGUGCCAGCGCGAGCCGCGGCGACAUUGCCAUGUCAUUGUUAUCGGAAAUGCCGACGCUCGAUCCCCAUUGCAUCCCGAGCCGUCAUGUCCCCCAAGGUCCUCAUCUGUGGUCGCCUCCGCUGGGCGUCUGAAGACGCGAAGCAACUCUUCGGAGAUCUAGCAGAGAUCAUCGAAUUUGACUCGCCUGACCGCGCAGACUUCCUCAAGGGCUUUCAGCCUGGAGGCAAGUACGAUGGCGUUGUAGCCAUGUACCGAUCCAAUGGCUCUGCCAACAAGAUCGGCGUCUUCGACAAGGAGUUGAUAAACGGCCUACGCGGUGUGCAAUGGAUAGCACACAAUGGCGCAGGCUACGACCAGAUCGACGUUCAGGCCUGCAUAGCGAAGAACAUUCGCGUCUCCAACACCCCCGGCGCCGUCGAUGAAGCGACCGCUACCACCGCCCUCUACCUCCUCAUCUCCUGCCUCCGCCAAUUCUCCCUCGGCGAGCACACCCUGCGAGCCGGCGCCUGGAAGCCCGCCGUCGCGCACGCCACGCGCGACCUCUCCUGCGUCACCGUCGGCAUCCUUGGGCUCGGCGGCAUCGGGCUCUACUUCGCCAACCUCCUGCGGCCCUUCGGCACGAAGGUUGUGUACCACAACCGCAAGCGGAAUCCGGAGGCGCCGGAGUGGAUCGAGUAUGUGGAGGAUAGGGAUGCUUUUUUGGGGCAGGUGGAUGUGCUGAGUGUGCAUGUGCCGUUGAAUGAGAAGACGGAGGGGUUGGUGGGGGAGAAGAUGAUUAGGUCGUUGAGGAAGGGGGCGGUGAUCGUCAAUACGGCGAGGGGGAAGGUCAUCGACGAAGCCGCGAUGAUACGCGCAUUAGAGGACGGUCAUCUCGCAUCCGUGGGCCUCGACGUCUUCCCCGACGAGCCCAACGUGAAUCCAAGAUGGAAUGACUUCCACAACGUCUGCCUGCUCCCGCACAUGGGCACCGAGACGCGCGAUUCCCAACAUCGCAUGGAAGUCCGCGCGCUUACGAACGUCCGCGAUUUCCUGGUGAAGGGCGCGGGAGGGGAUUUGGUGCCAGAAAUGAGGGGCUGAGCAAGGUGAGGGGAGUUGGCGCGAUGGACGAGGUUGAUGAAGAAGGAAGCAGCAUAUGUAAGUCUGUAAUAGAAGGAUCAGUAGAACGCUGAUAGAGCGGGUCUCAUGACGGUCUAUACCUUCUAUGCUUGCCACCAUGAGGCACGGCAAGGACGCAUCGAUACAUGAGGUCGCCGCGCGUCUAUAGAGCGCCCUAGUAGAGUGUAGCUUGCUAGAAGAACACCCUAC
This is a messenger RNA of Schizophyllum commune H4-8, 1335 nucleotides long. RefSeq lists its product as uncharacterized. Gene Ontology annotation, molecular function: NAD binding; glyoxylate reductase (NADPH) activity; hydroxypyruvate reductase [NAD(P)H] activity. The record is from RefSeq and is a predicted model, not a curated record. Gene Ontology annotation, cellular component: cytosol. The transcript is spliced from 6 exons. Lineage: Eukaryota; Fungi; Basidiomycota; Agaricomycetes; Agaricales; Schizophyllaceae. The coding region runs from base 115 to 1107 and encodes 330 amino acids.